AUGCCGGGUCCUGCUGGAAGACCCGGCCUUCCGGGGGACAAAGGUGCCAUUGGGAUGCCUGGACGUGUGGGAGGAAAGGGCCAACCAGGCGAGAAGGGCGCCCCAGGAGAUGCCGGGAUGUCCAUCAUCGGUCCCCGCGGCCCCCCUGGUCAGCCGGGCACUCGAGGUUUUCCUGGAUUUCCGGGUCCCAUUGGGCUUGACGGCAAACCGGGCCGCCCCGGACCAAAAGGGGAGAUGGGACCUCCAGGACAAAAAGGAGAAAAGGGUCAGUGUGGAGAGUACCCACACCGGGGCUUACCUGGGCCUCCUGGACCAAAGGGAGACCCGGGGAUCCAGGGCUACCACGGCCGGAAGGGAGAACGGGGCAUGCCAGGGAUGCCGGGCAAACACGGAGCAAAGGGGGCUCCUGGAAUCGCUGUGGCCGGGAUGAAGGGUGAGCCUGGGAUCCCAGGAGCCAAGGGUGAGAAGGGGGCUGCGGGCCACCCUGGGCUACUCGGCCUCCUAGGGCAGAAGGGAGAAAAAGGUGAUGCCGGCAACUCCAUUGGAGGGGGCAGAGGGGAGCCUGGUCCCCCAGGGCUCCCUGGGCCCCCAGGGCCAAAGGGGGAAGCUGGAGCUGAUGGCCAGGCAGGCGCCCCAGGACGGCAAGGAGACAAGGGAGAGCCUGGAGCAGCUGGAGAGCAGGGACCUGCUGGCCCCAAGGGCUCCAAGGGCGAACCUGGGAAAGGAGAGAUGGUGGACUACAACGGAAACAUCAACGAGGCUCUCCAGGAGAUCCGGACCCUGGCCUUGAUGGGGCCCCCUGGUCUUCCUGGGCAGAUUGGCCCACCCGGAGCUCCAGGGAUCCCAGGCCAGAAGGGGGAGAUUGGACUGCCCGGCCCUCCCGGACACGAUGGGGAAAAGGGACCUCGAGGCAAACCAGGAGAUGUGGGCCCUCCUGGUCCCCAAGGCCCCCCAGGAAAGGCUGGGCCUACAGGACUGAAGGGAGAAGAUGGCCUUCCGGGGAACCCAGGAGAGAAGGGGGAGAAAGGGGAGAUGGGGCAGCCAGGCCCACCGGGUCUAGACGGCCCAACUGGGGAGAAAGGAGAACCAGGUGACCAAGGGAGACCUGGAGUGACCGGAUUGCCAGGCCCAAUCGGGCUCCCAGGAUUCACGGGAGAGAAAGGAGAACCCGGGGAGAAAGGUGACCCAGGAGUGGAGGUUCCUGGGCCACCAGGGCCAGAGGGACCUCCCGGACCUCCGGGGCUCCAAGGCGUUCCUGGACCAAAGGGGGAAGCAGGACUAGAUGGAGGAAAAGGAGAAAAGGGCGUCCAGGGAGAAAAAGGAGACCGAGGUCCUCUGGGAUUACCCGGUACUCCAGGACCAAUUGGAGUUCCAGGCCCAGCGGGACCAAAGGGAGAGAGGGGCAGCAAAGGCGACCCUGGGAUGACAGGACCAACGGGAGCAGCUGGGCUUCCUGGUUUACACGGACCACCCGGGGACAAAGGAAACCGGGGGGAGAGGGGGAAGAAAGGCUCUAGAGGGCCUAAGGGGGAUAAGGGAGACCAAGGAGCGCCUGGAUUAGAUGCCCCCUGUCCAUUGGGUGAAGACGGCCUGCCAGUCCAGGGCUGCUGGAAUAAGUGAUGCCUCUAACCUGGGAUUGGCCUGUGUGUGUGUUUGUAAAUAGAAUAUUUAUUUUUAUACAGUUUUCACUUUUUGAAAAUGCCUGAAGUAUGAUGCAUCUUACAGAUUAUUAAAAAAAAGGAAAGCCUGCAUAUUUUGUACAGAAAAUACCAACCUCUUCCCUUUUGUUUACAAGAUGUUUUGUAUACG
Molecule: messenger RNA, 1809 nt
Organism: Eubalaena glacialis (North Atlantic right whale)
Lineage: Eukaryota; Metazoa; Chordata; Mammalia; Artiodactyla; Balaenidae
Gene: COL13A1
Product: collagen type XIII alpha 1 chain
Exons: 35
Coding region: 1-1620 (539 amino acids)
Source: RefSeq, a predicted model, not a curated record